CCGACCUCUUAUCACUUAUCUAUUUUGCGUUAUCAGCUAACUUUUGUAGGCCGGUUUGUAUUUAAACCUGUUGUGUUGGGUAGCCUUAGCGUUUUUUUAAAUUUUUUUCCAACGUUCCAACUUCUGAACUUUUAAGUACUACUGCAGUACUGUAUUGUAAGUUCCCCGUCGGCGCCGGAAAAUUUACAUCAGAAAAAUAAACAUGUUGGAAUAUCCUACAUUUGAAUGUUAUUCUCGUAAAUUGAUGACAUUAACAUUAAUAUUUAAAAAUGAUGAAAUCUUAUUGGGUAUGAAAAAUCGUGGAAUGGGGAAAGGUAAAUGGAAUGGUUUUGGUGGCAAAGUAGAACCAAAUGAAACAAUCGAUGAUGCUGCUAAACGUGAAGUAAAAGAAGAGUGUGGGUUGGAUGUAAUAUCUAUGAAAAAAAUUGGUAUUAUAGAUUUUGAAUAUGUUGGUUCAAAAGAAAUAUUGGAAGGACAUAUAUAUUUCUGUGAUCUAUUUGAAGGUGACAUAGUUGAAUCUGAUGAAAUGGCGCCAAUAAAAUGGUUCAAAAUUAAAGACUCCCCGUGCGAUAACAUGUGGAUUGAUCAUAAAUUUUGGUUUCCUAUGGUAUUGAAACAAAUUUCAUUUAAAGCACAUUUCAAGUAUUUAAAUGAUGAUACAAUGCUAGAUAGUACCAUUGUAUUAUUAAAUACUGUCAAUAAAACUAAGGAAACUUGUGUUAAUGUUGUUGUUAAAAAAUAUAACCAAUUAUUAAUUUGUAAACAUGCAGAUGCAUCAGAAUACUUAAAUAAGUAUCAACAAGUUAUGAUAGGAGAGUCUAUAGAAAAUGCAGCUUUAAGAUAUUUAAAAAGUCAUUAUGAAGUAACCACAGAGGAAUUACAAAAAAUAGCUGUUGUUAAUAUUGAAUUCAUUGAUAAGCCAUGUAUUCAAGAAAUUCAUUUUUUUGUUAUAGACAUUUCAAAAUCAACAAAUGCUACAUUAACUAAUGAUUGUCAAUGGUUUGAUAUAAACAACAUACAAGCUAAAAAAUUAUGGCCAGAUGAUAAGUUUUUGUCUACAUUAUUUAUGAUGAAACCAUUUAAUGCAUAUUUUCUAAUUGACAAUGAUAAUGUAUUAUGCAGCAAAUAUAACAACAAUUAAUAAAGUAAAUUGUUCAUUUAUUAAGUGGGUGUUAUCGUAUGUUCAGACUGAACCAUUGGUAUAUUCAGGAAUGUUUCAUGGUGGGGAUUUGAUCAUGCAGUUUUGAAGGAAACUAUAAUAUCUUGGUUUAAUGAAUGAGAAAACAAUGUUAUGUGUAAAAGCCUAUUUUAUAAAGAUGAGUUUUUGAUUAAUAAUGGAAUAUGUAUAUAUGUCACUAUGAAGUCAAUUGAUUUAUUGCAAAUUUAUUUUAAUAUGUGUGGACUAAACAUGAGAGCAAUUUUUCGAUACAAUACGCCAAUCUAUUGGACCAAAUGAUAAAUUUAUAUAUCCAUCCUUCAUAGAAGUCUACAAAUUAUCGAUUUUUCGACAUCUAUGAUACAUUAUCAGAUUUAAAAUAAACCUUUUGAAAAUAAAGUAAAAGUUAUUAGAAUGAAAUAAUUGCUAGAUUUCUUGGAUUAAGAAAGUGAUUGGAAUUCUAACUUAGAUAUAUCAUCCCAAGAUCAUUAAUAUUGUAAUAAAAUUAAAACAGCAUUUAAAGAAUGUGGUUUAUGUAUUGUAAUGUUUGCAAAUAAGUUUAAAACACACAAUACGUAAUAUUUGUCACUUUGUUUUGGAAGGUAACUUAUUCUCGGUCUAAUAUAUUCACUGGCAUAUUUUCAAAUUUUUUGUUUUCAGA
Melanaphis sacchari is the source of this 1817-nucleotide messenger RNA. RefSeq lists its product as uncharacterized. Gene Ontology annotation, biological process: DNA protection. Bases 203 to 1141 code for a protein of 312 amino acids. Gene Ontology annotation, molecular function: 8-oxo-7,8-dihydroguanosine triphosphate pyrophosphatase activity. The record is from RefSeq and is a predicted model, not a curated record. The transcript has 8 exons. Lineage: Eukaryota; Metazoa; Arthropoda; Insecta; Hemiptera; Aphididae.